Molecule: messenger RNA, 1918 nt
Organism: Enhydra lutris kenyoni (northern sea otter)
Lineage: Eukaryota; Metazoa; Chordata; Mammalia; Carnivora; Mustelidae
Product: amelogenin, X isoform-like
Exons: 3
Coding region: 1281-1802 (173 amino acids)
Biological process (GO): multicellular organism development
Source: RefSeq, a predicted model, not a curated record
UCUCUUUAUUAAUUUUGACCAUAGUUUGAGUUAACAAUGUUCUGGGGUCCGCAAAGAAUACUGUGUUGAUUCUUCAAGAUAUUUCUCAGUCCCACUUUUCCAGUUCAUGUUACCACAUUUCUCAUUUGUUGGGUUGCCUCAAGCCUGCACUGCCCCAGCAUACUUCUACUUGGCCUCUUUGACUCAGUUUCUCCUCUAUGGCUAUAAAGCUAUCCGUCAUGAACUACCACUCAGGGUGAGGCUGCAUGGUAGUGCAGAAAGUGCUCUGGCUGGACAGCUUUGUUCUAUUCCAGUCCUAUAAAAGGUGGGGAAGUCAGGUAUGAUGUUAUUUAAGGUCCUUUACAGUUAAAAACUCAUGAUUCUAAGAUGUUCACACUCUGUGUGUCUCCCUUGUUUCUCUUUACUGAAUGUUCAAUGACCAAGAAGUCUAUGAGACAUUCUCACAGCAAUGGAAAGCAUGCUUUCUGGAAUCAGGUUGAAAGCUUUUCUCAACUACAUUUUAGCCAUAGGAACUUGGGCAAAUUGUUUUUGUCUCAGGAGCUUUGUUUGGUUUCAUUACCAGAAGCAGGGAAAUAAUUAUAAUGCCCACACUUCAAAUAGUUUGAGGAGUGAAAUAGUUAAGCUAUAUAAAAAGUGCUUUGUCAAAUGUAACUUGAGCAAGUGUAGUAAUUGUUUCUUGUACUGAUAUAAAUGCUAUACUACUACAUGAGUGUAUCCCUGGACCUGAGGUUACUCAAGUACAAUUUUAUUUUUGAAGAAAUGAAACUAAGAUCUUUCAUAGGUUCAGAAGAUAAUUCAUGAAUCUGUUUACUUAUACAAACUGAUGAAAAGUGUUAACAAUUUGAGGCAAGAUUUUGUUAUAUCUCCAAAGGUUGACAUAUUUGACCAGAAAAUCUGUGUUUUACAUUGAGACACAAUGUUUCACUUUCAUUUUUUCAUUGUGACAUCAAGACAAAAGAGAUAUAACUAAUGUUAUGUGACAUUAAUUUUUUUGUUUUGUUUUGCUCUUGCAAAGAAGAACAGGAGCUGGGGAAUUAAACAGAAUCACCUCAGUAAGAUUAUAAGCCUCUUUAACUCCACAUGACCUUGUCUGUAAAAGUGACAGUAAUGAGAUUUGCCUUAGAGUAUGUAGGAAAACAUGAGAAAUGUAUGUGAUGGAUGUAAUACACUGCCUCACCAUAGGAAGUAUCUGACAAAUGUUUAUCUUGUUCUUUCUUCUGUAGAACUCACAUUUUCAGGCUCCCAAUUCUGGGAAGACUGCAUUAGUGAGUCUGCAUUUCAUGCAACUAAAUUCAGACAAACGUGUUCUAAUGUCUCUUUCUCUUAAGGUCCUUACACCUCUGAAAUGGUACCAGAACAUAAGGCAUCCGUACCCUUCCUAUGGUUACGAACCCAUGGGUGGAUGGCUGCACCACCAAAUCAUUCCCAUGCUGUCUCAGCAGAAUCUCCCGAAUCAUGCCCUACAGCCUCAUCACCACAUCCCUGUGAUGCCAGCUCAGCAGCCCAUGGUCCCCCAGCAACCAAUGAUGCCUGUUCCUGGCCAACACUCCAUGACUCCAACCCAACACCACCAGCCAAACCUCCCUCUGCCAGGCCAGCAGCCCUUCCAGCCCCAGCCUGUCCAGCCACAGGCUCACCAGCCCAUCCAGCCCCAGCCACCCGUGCACCACAUCCAGCCCCUGCCACCACAGCCACCUCUGCCUCCGAUGUUCCCCAUACAGCCCCUGCCCCCCAUGCUUCCUGACUUGCCUCUGGAAGCCUGGCCAGCAACAGACAAGACCAAGCGGGAGGAAGUGGAUUAAAAGAUCAGAAAAUGAGAGGAGUAGCUAUUUCAGUUCCUUUUAGGAAUAAUGCAAGUACACAAUGAUUUGUUCCUGCAGUAGGCUUACCAGUAAAUUCUGUUAAAAAAAAAAAAAAA